AUGUCAAACCGAGCAUGGGUGACCCUAGCUACAAACGAUUCCUAUGGUCUUGGGGCUUUGGUUCUGGCGCAUUCCUUGCGUCGUGCCUCCUCCUCGUACCCAGCAGUCGUACUGAUUACUCCCUCGGUCACUGAACCCAUGAGGGAGCGUCUACGUGCAGUAUUCGCUGAAGUGCUCCUAGUGGAUGUUUUGGACUCCAAGGAUGCUGCUCAUCUAGCCCUGCUGCAGCGGCCUGAACUGGGCAUCACAUUCACCAAGAUACAUUGUUGGAAUCUCACUCAGUAUGACAAAUGCGUCUUCCUUGAUGCCGAUACAUUGAUCGUUCAGAACUGUGAUGAGUUAUUCGAGCGCGAGGAGUUGUCCGCUGCCCCCGACGUCGGCUGGCCCGACUGUUUCAACUCGGGAGUCUUCGUAUUCAAACCUUCCGCCGAUACAUUCAGCAAACUCAUCACAUUUGCAUCCGAAAGAGGCAGUUUUGAUGGUGGUGACCAGGGUCUCUUGAAUUCCUACUUCUCGGAUUGGGCCCACGGUGACAUCAGCAAGCAUUUGCCCUUUCUGUACAAUGUGACAUCUGCUGCUUUUUACUCCUAUAUCCCAGCCUUAAAACAUUACGGCCAGAAUUUAAAAAUUAUCCAUUUCAUCGGCGCCGCCAAACCAUGGCUUCAACAAUUCAACUGGCAGUCUCGUUCAGUCGAGGCUCCUGAGCAUUUGCGAGGUUUCUUGCAACUAUGGUGGGACCUCUUUGUUGCUCAAGUUCAUUCACAACUAGACACACAAAUGGAUUUCACGGUUCACGACCGCAACUACUUAGUGAUACCUUUCAUAAAAUCCAGUAAAUCAAUUCAUGCUCAUAUCAGUGUAGUCUCUGAUCGGAACAACAUGUGUUCCAAGCAGCAGGAUUCUUGUGUUGAGGCUGAGGAAGUUCCUCUGGCGAUUGACUUAGAAGAAGAAGAACCGAGUGAAUACGAUGAACCAGUACAGGAUUAUAGUUUCUAUGAACCGACACUGGAUCCGAGUUCUGAGUUUCCAUGGCAUCGACCUUACAAUCAGACCAAAAACACAGAAUCCAUUGAGCCCAACAUCGACAUAAGUGAAUUUCAUGAUCCAUGGCAUAUUUACAGAGGGAACAUACCCCCUAGUAGAGAUGAUACCAGUAGUAUAAAUGCAACAGAAAGUCAAAGACAGUAUGCCUGGGACUACAUACAACCGCAAACACAACAUUUCACACCAGAGAAUAGUCACAAUUCUGAAAACAAUUACAGUCAGCAUCAUAACAGCGAUAUAUGGAAAUAUAAUUCCGAAAAUAAUUCUCAACCUCAAACUACACAACAGUUUACAUUUACACCUUCAAUAAGUUCUCAUUGGGAAGAAAGUCAAUACAAUACAAGUGUUCAUGAUCAACACUAUCAUAACACACCGGUUCAAGAAAUAAGUUACCAGCAUGAUCAUUACCCACGUCACAGUAAUCAACAAAGUUCACCUGAAUCUCAAAAUCAGCCUGGUGAUCACCAAGGUCAUCAUAACAAUCACCAAACUCACACCAAUCACCAACACUUCGAACAUCAUCAAAAUAAUCAUCAGAAUUACAGUCAUUCUCAACACUAUGGAAAUGAUCAUUAUCAGAACAACUUUACUCAACAACAUUUUGAAAGUCAUGAACAUGAACAAAAUCAAAGUUAUAAUUGUCAUCAUUCAUCUGAACAUCACCACGAGGCACAAUCCUAUCAUGACACUGGUUUUGAGCAAUCACAUCAAAAAACCGAUUACUAUCAAGACAAACAUGAUACUCAGUCUCUAUUUCAUAACCAUUCCCAUAGCAAUAUCAUAGAAAAUAACAAAAAUGUAAACAAUGAUGAAAAAGUCAAUAAUAAUUAUAGGAAAAAUGUUGAAAUAAAUUAUUCGCAGUUUAAAAAACAAACUCAACCACACAUAUACACUGUCAUGAUGGAUUAUGAAAGGUUGCAUACUGUUCGUAAAUUACAUUCACAUGUAAACGGCUGUGAAACAGAGUAUUACAGUAAUACUUUUGAAGACAUCCCUAGGCAUCCGUAUGAUGGAUUUUAUCUUAGACAUAGAACAACUAUAGAUUCUCGGGGGCGAAAAAUAUGUAUUCAUGAAAUACCUCUUUCGCCUCCGUCGCCAACACCGUCACUUGAGUCGUCACUUGAAAGCGAUGAUGAAAAUGAAAUAAACGAAGAUGUUAACUAUGACAGGCUAAACGGUGAAGAAAGUCAAACUGGUGUAGCAGGUAACCUGGCUAAAGUGGUGCCGGGUGAACCGCAGCAACAAGAGGCAGUCGAUGAGCUUACGAGGCGACAGGGCUGGGAAGCCGGCAAUAUUGAUUACAUGGGUGCUGACUCCUUCGACAAUAUUUGGGCCAAAAUAUCCCAAACACUAAGUCAACCACCGAGUUCCCCACCUCGAGAACCUUCUCCAUCCAAGGAACCUAGCGAAGACUGUGCUGCGGCAGCAGAAGAAGUAAAAGAGGCCGUGGUAGCACCGGUUGAAUCAAAACCCGAAGAAUCAGUCAAAGGUAGUAUACCGUCAGACGGCUCCUCUGAACCACCCGUUGCAGUAGAGGCACCAGUCGUGGCAUCCGAAGUAGAUGCCUCCAUUGCUUCAACGGAAACUGUAGAAAAUGUUGUGUCAAUGGACGCUGCAGAAACUGUUGCGCCUACUGAGACAAGUGAAAGCGUUCCCCCUCCAGAAGCACCUGCAUGUGUUCCCCUUCCCGUGGCAUCUGAUUGUGUUUCCUCGCCUGAAGUUCCAGCAACUGUUGAAGCAUCAGAACCUGUUGCACAGGUUGAAGCAACAGAAUGUGUUUCCCCUCCCGAAGCAUCAGAACCUGUUGCACAGAAUGCUGCAGCAGAGAGUGUUUCCCCUCCCGAAGCAUCCGAACCGGUUGCACAGAUUGAAGCAACCUGUGUUUCCUCACCUAAACCAUCUGAAAAUAUUCCAAUCGUUGAAACAAAAGAAACUGUGGCACCACCCGUCGCUGACGUAAAUGUUGCUUCGACUGAAGUCUCGGAAAGUGUUCCUGCGCCUGAAACACCUAUAGCUCCGGUUGAAUCGAUAGAUAAUGAGUCUGUUCCUGAGCCACCUGCACCUGAAAAUAAAGAUAGUGUUGUCCCUGAAACUUCACCAGCAGCGUCAAUUGAAGAGCCUGUCGUAGAUGUCCCUGUUCCAGCGAGUGAAGCCGCCGAAUCUUCAGGUAAACAAGAAGAUCCUAUUCCUGUUCCAGCCGAGAUCGCCGCUGUACCAGAAAGCACGCCAGACGAAUCCCAAAAGGAGAUGGAGCCAUCAGGUGACAUACCAGUGACUGCUGAAGAAGCAAUAAAAAUUGACAUUGCAUGCGUCCCUAAAUCUAGUGAAAUGCCAGUUGUGGAGAACCAACCAGAGUCUCCUUUAAAUAAAUCAUUGGCAGCCAACGAACAAUCCUCAGAUAAAAAGGAAGUCGCCUCUGACAGCCCACCUCUGGCCAGUACCCCUUCCAAAGAAGAUAUACCUAGUCCACCAGCUGCCAAAACGGAGGAGCGUCGCAAGCCGGUGGGGAAGCUGUCUCUGCCGCCCGCGUCUUGUGACACGCUGCCGACACCCGACAGCGAGCUGGAGGACGCGGCCUCUCUUGCACACGCCAUCAUCGCCGGUGAACUGCGCACGCCUACCGUCACAUCCCCCUCACCCCCCAUCAUAUCUGCCUCACCUAAAACACAACCCUCACAAACACAACCCCGCAGUCUAUCCAUCGACCAGCCCGAAAUACCAACUCCUCCCCUCGAUUCCCUAUCAUUAUCACAGAUCGGAGUCAAAUCAAAACCCACCAUCGCAUCUCAAAUAGAAACUUCGGUUUCUAAGACCGAGGCCCCAACUUCCGAGGUGUCUGAAGCACCCAAACCGAAGUCAGACGCUCCCAAAAAGAAAAUAGUGAAGAAAGUUGUGAAGAAGGUGGAAAAGGAGGGCGGUGCUAGUGACGCGCCGGUCCCCGUCCCGCCGCCGCGGAAGAAGGAAAAGAAACCCAAGGACAAAUGA
Molecule: messenger RNA, 4029 nt
Organism: Danaus chrysippus (African queen)
Lineage: Eukaryota; Metazoa; Arthropoda; Insecta; Lepidoptera; Nymphalidae
Source: the annotation of a GenBank genome assembly